Populus euphratica (Euphrates poplar) is the source of this 1401-nucleotide messenger RNA. RefSeq names its product F-box protein At1g10780-like. The coding region runs from base 214 to 1401 and encodes 395 amino acids. Gene Ontology annotation, molecular function: protein binding. The record is from RefSeq and is a predicted model, not a curated record. The transcript has 5 exons. Lineage: Eukaryota; Viridiplantae; Streptophyta; Magnoliopsida; Malpighiales; Salicaceae.
AGAAAAGGACAAAAAAAAAGGGGAAGGAGGGAGCAGCACCCCACCAUCUACAGGUUUUCAAAAUUUGAAAAACCCUCAGAUGCCAAAAAGUUUUCAUGUACGAGCGCCCUCUUCUCUCUUCCCCCCUCUCUCUGAGUCAGUCUCUCCCUGCUCACACAGAUCUCUCUCUGUAUCUUCCUCUCUUUCAAAUUCCCCCACUCAAAUCCCUACAGAAUGGAAUCUCUCCCGGAUGCAGUUGUUCAAUACAUCUUCUCAUUCAUGAACAAUGCAAGGGAUGUUGCUGUCUGUAAUUGCGUAUCGAAGCGAUGGAAGGACUCUUUGCCUUACAUCAAAAGCCUUUACUUCCCCAGGAACUCUUUUGACAACCAAUCUGGCAUCGACCAUCCUGAUACCAUUGUGUGGAAGAUGAUAUCAUCAGUUGUUAAAUUAGAAGAGCUUGUUGUAUACAGCCCCUUCUCGAGCAUAGGCCUUGCCUCAUGGAUGCUGCUUGUGGGGUCAUCGCUCAAACAUCUUGAGCUUAGAAUGGACAAUCUUGCUGAAUACCAGAACUGUAUUGAGAGCCCGUCGAAACUGGAAUGCAUCAGCACCGCAAAGAAUUUGGAGUCUUUAAAGCUUUGGGGUGUCCUGAUGGUAAAAUCUCCCAAGUGGGAUGCCUUUCCAAAACUUCAAAGCCUUGAGAUUGUCGGUGCUAAAUUGGAAGAUCAUGCGUUAACUGCUGCCCUUCGGGCAUGCCCGAAUUUGAAAAACUUGUUGCUACUCGGGUGUGAAGGGGUUAGGUCAGUUUUGAUCGAGUUGCCUAGCUUGGAGCAAUGCAAGCUGGACUUUUAUGGUGUGGGUAAUUAUUCACUAACCUUGACUUCACCUAAAAUUGAAUUCCUCGAGGUUCAAGGCUGUAGUUGGAUCAGUGUUCGUGAGACUGCUUGCCUGAGGAGUCUUUCAAUUUCAAAUAAUGCUGGGAGAGUUUAUAUGGUAGAUUUUGGAAAACUCGCGGCCCUGGAGUUCCUGUCUAUCAGGGGAGUCCAAUGGUGUUGGAAUGCAAUAAGUAAAAUGCUUCAUUUGGCAAGCGAGGUGAAGCAUCUGUACAUGAAGGUUGAAUUUACCGGGGACUUUGAUAACCUGCAACCCUUUCCGGAGAUUGACUUCGUUGAUUUUUUUAGUAGCCAUCCUAAGCUGCAAAAAUUCGAUAUCCAUGGAGCAAUGUUUGCUGCUCUCUGUCAAAAGAACAGCUUGAAAAAUGUGCAGUCUGGCUUUGUGAUUCCUUGUCUGGAGGAGGUGGUGGUAACAGUCAGAUCACCGUUGAAUGCCGGGCAGAAGAUAUGCACCCUUGGGAGAGCUCUGAUGAAUGUCUACCAACUAGAACUAGGCAUUAGGCAUGCUCGCAUAGAACAGCUGAGUUGUUAG